AUGAUUCCUGUUUGUCCACCUAUGCUCCUUUCAAACUGCCCGUGGAAUCGUCGAUAUAUUGAACUAUGUUUACCAAAGAUACAACCAAUCACUUUGCUUAUAAUACCAAGAAAUUCUUUUCGAUAUACACUUCCAGAUAAAGUAAAUCUAUAUUUUCAAAAAAAAACAAAGAUAUUUACAGUACAUUAUUUUCAACACAAUAUAUAUGUAGAUUACUUACAUAUAGAAACUUGUACUAGCAUUAAUAUAGACAAAUACUCUUAACAAUAUUGUUAUAAAAUUUUCAAUUGCUACUUGAGUUGCUCC
Molecule: messenger RNA, 306 nt
Organism: Adineta steineri
Lineage: Eukaryota; Metazoa; Rotifera; Eurotatoria; Adinetida; Adinetidae
Source: the annotation of a GenBank genome assembly